AGUAUACUUAGUCCUCAAUGGAAGAUUCAUGGCUCGCACAUGGUCACUCGGCUUCCUCUGGCCUCUUCUUUCAGAUGCUUCUAUAAAGAUAAGCUAGAUUCCGAUUCUAAGAAAAUUCGUGUGGCGGCGUUUGACAUGGACGAUACGUUGAUUUGCACGAAAUCGGGGAUCAAGUUUGGCCGGGGCCCUUACGACUGGAAGUGGCGUAAUGAUCAAAUUCUUCCGGCGCUUCAGAAGAAGGUGAAGGACAAAAACAUGGUGCUUGUCAUCUUCACGAACCAAAGCGCCGUCUCUGUGACUGAGCUGCUUGCGCCACACUCGAAAUCUUAUAAGAAUUUGUCUUUGAAGGUGGGGCUCAUAUCCAAAGCACUUGAAACAGGUAUUGGUCCGACACCGGUUCUUUUCUUCGCGUCCACGGGGAGACCGAGACAGGGGGUAUUAGCUCGGAGCUCGUUGGAGACCCAUUUCAGCCACAAAAAGCCCGAACUGGGCAUGUGGUCAGAGUUGGAACGGUAUAUAAGGAGGUGUUUCGGCGAAGAAUAUUCGGUCGACUUGGAUCUCAGUUACUUUGUGGGGGAUGCCGCAGGGCGGGACGGCGACCACCUGGCGGCUGAUAAGGGCUUUGCUGAAAACGCCGGUGUGCCGUUUUUCGUUCCAGAAGAUUACUUC
Messenger RNA from Metschnikowia bicuspidata var. bicuspidata NRRL YB-4993, 669 nucleotides. Its product is annotated as polynucleotide 3'-phosphatase. The annotation marks the transcript as partial. Lineage: Eukaryota; Fungi; Ascomycota; Pichiomycetes; Serinales; Metschnikowiaceae. Gene Ontology annotation, molecular function: polynucleotide 3'-phosphatase activity; ATP-dependent polydeoxyribonucleotide 5'-hydroxyl-kinase activity; double-stranded DNA binding. Gene Ontology annotation, biological process: DNA repair. The record is from RefSeq and is a predicted model, not a curated record. The transcript has a single exon.